Molecule: messenger RNA, 1404 nt
Organism: Penicillium soppii
Lineage: Eukaryota; Fungi; Ascomycota; Eurotiomycetes; Eurotiales; Aspergillaceae
Gene: arp6
Product: actin family protein
Exons: 4
Coding region: 1-1404 (467 amino acids)
Cellular component (GO): Swr1 complex
Molecular function (GO): nucleosome binding
Source: RefSeq, a predicted model, not a curated record
AUGGGAACAGCAAGGGCUCGAGCUCCCCCAAAGACGCCUGUGACACCCACGCAGCAUGCCGAACCAUCGCGGCAACUGCCCGACAAGACCUUCAUAAUCGACAAUGGCGCGUACAUGAUCAAAGCCGGCUAUGCUUCUGCUCUCACACCCGACGAAGCUGUUUCGGCCUGCUCCUCGAUACCAAAUGCUAUUGUCAAGACACGCGAUAACAAAAUUGUGAUCGGAUCCCAACUCUCGACUGUCAAUGACUGGAAUGAGACGAUGUUCCGGCGCCCGGUGGAGAAGGGAUAUGUUGUGAACUGGGAAGCGGAGAGAGAGAUCUGGGAACAAUCUUUCUUUGAGGACAAGGCGUCGGCUCGGAAUAAGGGGCUAAGAAUUGCGAAUCCGGAAGACACUACACUAGUGCUCACUGAAGCGCCAAACGCUUUGCCGAUUUUACAACGACACACUGAUGAGAUGGUUAUGGAAGAAUGGGGAUUCGGAGGAUAUGCAAGAUGCUUAGGUCCAGCCCUCAAUGCGUGGAACGAAAUCCAUUCUCUUUUCGGCGAUCCCCUCACCCAGACGCAGGAAGCAUUGCCAGCAGAUUGCUUACUGGUAGUCGACUCUGGCUACUCGCACACGACAGUGACGCCAGUCUACAAAGGCCAAGCGCUUCAACGAGGAAUCCGAAGGCUCGAUCUUGGAGGCAAGCACCUUACCAACUACUUGAAAGAAAUCGUUUCAAUGAGACAGUACAACAUGGUGGACGAAACAUAUAUCAUGAAUGAAGUCAAGGAGGCGGUGUGCUAUGUGAGCAAUGAUUUCGCUGGUGAUUUGGAACAAACAUGGAAAAUAGGUCGGAAGCGACAGGCCAGUUCAGAGGAAGGAAUUGUGUUGGAUUAUGUCCUUCCAGACCCAAACGCAAAUAAGAAGGGCUUCAUCCGACCCCAUGACCCUCUUAUGCACGCCAAAAAGAAGAAGGGGGCGCUUUCUGGGCUCAGCGCUGAGGUUUUGUCAGAAGACGUACUGGUCCUGGGCAAUGAACGCUUCGCUGUUCCAGAGCUUCUGUUUACACCAGGCGAUAUCGGUAUGAAGUCAGCUGGUAUACCUGAUAUGAUCCUGCAGGGGUUGUCGGCUCUUCCGACUGGCCUGCAUUCUGCCUUCUUGGCCAAUGUCAUAGUGGUUGGGGGAAAUGCUUUGAUUCCAGGAUUUAUGCAAAGAUUGGAGACUGAAUUACGGCAGAUCGCUUCUGCCGAAUGUGUAGUGAGGGUGCGCCGAGCUACAGACCCCGUUCACUCAACGUGGCUCGGAGGUUCUCGCCUCGCCAGCAACAGAGAAGAGCUCAGCAAGGUAGCCAUCACUCGUCAAGAAUAUCAAGAAUACGGUUCAGGAUGGGCUGGCCGACGAUUUGCCGGCAUUAUCUAA